Molecule: messenger RNA, 1143 nt
Organism: Ornithorhynchus anatinus (platypus)
Lineage: Eukaryota; Metazoa; Chordata; Mammalia; Monotremata; Ornithorhynchidae
Product: N-acetyltransferase 8-like
Exons: 2
Coding region: 165-836 (223 amino acids)
Molecular function (GO): N-acetyltransferase activity
Source: RefSeq, a predicted model, not a curated record
AAUCAGACUGGACUCUGCAGAGGUCGAACAUUGACCCCCAGCUAAGACCAGCCGAAGAGAGCCGGCCAGACAGCCGCUGGGAAGACUAGGCUACCUCGGAGGACGUUGCUGGAAUCCCACUUCUGGGAACAGGACAUAGCAGGAGACGGAGAUCGAAAGUUCCCAUGGCCCACUUCCGCAUCCGGCGCUAUCGGGAGGAGGACUUCGAGGCCGUGUGGGACAUUUUCACGCGGGGGACGUUGGAACACGUCCCCGUCACUUUCCGACACCUGCUGAAACAGGCAAGAACCUACCUGCUCCUUCUGGGGAUCCUGCUUGCCCUGUUCGUGGGCUCAGAGCCCAUCUACCCAGUUCUCCUCGCCCUCCCGGUCCUCUCAGCCGCCACGUGGUUCAUCAUCAGACUGCCCUGGUCCGGCUACUUAAAGAACGCCCGCCGCACUGACAUGUCCGACAUUCGGAAAUUCUACCUGAGCGAAGAAGGUUCCUGCUUCUGGGUGGCCGAGUCUUCAGGGAGGGUGGUGGGCAUGGUGGGUUGUCUCCCUGAGGAGGGUCCCCCCAGAGGAGAAAAAAAGCUCCGGCUGCUCCAUAUGUUUGUGGACCAGGGGCAUCGAGGCCAGGGCAUCGCUAAGGCACUGGCCAGGACUCUGCUCCAGUUUGCCCGGGCCCGGGGCUACACCGAAGUCAUCCUCACUACCAGCAGUGUGCAGUAUGCGGCCCAGAGGUUCUAUGAGGGCCUGGGCUUCCUCAAAGUCGGCGAAUCAUUUUGGUCCCUGAGCUGGAGGCUGGUGGCUAUUCCUUUCUUUCAUUACAAAUACCCCAUCCCUUCUCUUCCCUGAAAUGCCCCCCUUCUGGAUGGUAAGCUCCCUGUAGGCAGGGUAUAUGUCCACCAACAGUAUGGCUGAGUAUUCACCCAUCCACCAAUUCAUUCAGUCAGUCAUAUUUAUUGAGCACUUACUAUGUGCAAGGCAGUGUACUAAGUGCUUGGGAGAGUACAUUAUAACAAUAAACAGACACAUUCCCUGCCUACAAAGAGCUUACAGUCUAGAUUGAUAGGUAAGAGCCCCUGGGUACUAAGCUUGGUGUAGUGGAUAGCAUACGGGCCUGGGCAUCAGAAGGACCUGGCUUCGAAUGCCGACUCUAGCC